Molecule: messenger RNA, 1500 nt
Organism: Trichoderma reesei QM6a
Lineage: Eukaryota; Fungi; Ascomycota; Sordariomycetes; Hypocreales; Hypocreaceae
Exons: 1
Molecular function (GO): NADH dehydrogenase activity
Source: RefSeq, a predicted model, not a curated record
GGCUCCGGAUGGGCGGGAUACAGCUUCGCCCGCACCCUCGACCCAGCCAAAUUCGACCGCAUCGUCAUCUCUCCCCGCGGCUACUUCGUCUUCACGCCUCUCCUCGCCUCGACAUCCGUCGGAACCCUCGAGUUCAGAGCCGUUCUUGAGCCUGUCCGGCGUCUACCCGGAGGUGUGCGCUUCUACCAAGGCUGGGCCGACGACGUCGACUUCUCCCGGAAAGUCAUCCGGGUCGAGGCCAAUGCCGUCGACGGCCUCCCCAGCGAAGUACUAUCAUCAACGGUGCCCGUCAAACAGGAGGCCAAAAAGGGCGAAAUCUUCAACGUCGAGUAUGACAAGCUCGUCAUUGCCGUGGGAGCUUACAGCCAAACCUUUGGCAUCACAGGCGUGAGGGAACAUGCGCACUUCCUACGAGACGUGGGCGACGCGCGCCGUAUCCGCCUACGCGUCCUCUCUUUGUUCGAACAAUGCUCUUAUCCAACCUCUCCGGCCGGCGGCAGCAGCAGCACACAUGUCGCAGGAGGCUCGCUCUCAGAGGCCGACAAGCGAUCGCUGCUUCACUUUGUCAUUGUCGGCGGCGGUCCCACGGGGAUCGAGUUUGCCGCGGAACUGCACGACCUGAUCCACGAGGACCUGAAGAGGCUGUAUCCCGAGCUGAUGCCGCUGGUUCGCAUCACCGUCUACGACAUCGCGCCCAAGGUGCUGCCCAUGUUUGACCAGGCGCUGGCGCAGUACGCCAUGGAUACGUUUGCGCGGCAGGGCAUCCAGGUUCGGACACAGCACCAUCUGGAGCGUGUGAGGAUAGCGGACGGAGCUCUGGGGAGUGCACAUGGUGGGCUGAGCAUCAAGAUCAAGGAGUACAGCGAGGAGGUGAACGCCGGGUUGGUCGUCUGGAGCACGGGACUGAUGCAGAAUCCGUUUGUGGAACAUUUGGUCGGCAAGGAGUUUGCACUCGCCGAGGACACAGAUCACCAGAAGGGACAAGACGCGCAGCGACGCCGUCUCGUGAAAGACGCCAAAACAGGCGGCAUCCUGACCGACGCUUACCUUCGUGCUCGUAUCACCGACAACGAGGCCUCACAACCUCACGACACCGCCGGUGCCACAGCAAAGCCCGUCAUGCCGGACGUGUUUGUUAUCGGCGAUUGCGCAGUCAACGAACACGACCGGUCCCUCCCGAAAACAGCCCAAGUAGCCGCUCAACAGGCCGGCUACCUGGCAAAGCACCUCAACAAGGCCACGCACAACGGCUCCCUCGACUCGGUCGACGUCAGCAGCACCUGGAAGCCGUUCAAGUUCCGCAACUGGGGCACGCUGACAUACCUCGGCGGCUGGAAGGCGAUUCACCAGAGCUCUGCGGACGAGCUGCGGGGAUGGGUCGCCUGGGUUGUGUGGCGAGGUGCGUAUCUGACGAGGAGCAUGAGUUUGCGGAACAAGAUGAUGGUGCCGGUGUAUUGGUUCGUGUCGUGGGUGUUUGGGCGAGACAUUUCGCGGUUCUGA